UGGCACAUAAAGCUAGAGAGGAGAUGGCUACUGCCAGGGUAUGGCCUGCACUGCUGCAGAUGGCUUCGCUGCUCUUCUCUCCAGACGGCAUGCUGGCAGCCACUCAGAAAGCUACAGUGACUUUGGAGCCACCAUGGAAUAGAAUAUUUAAAGGAGACAAUGUGACUCUUAUAUGUCAUGGGAAAACCUCCCUUGAAGCUGGCCCCUUUACGUGGAUCCACAAUGGCACCAUUUCUAAGGUGACGACUUCACGUUUGGACAUCGUGAAUGCCAACUUUGAAGACAGUGGGAAAUACAAAUGCCAGAUCAAUGGACUUUAUCAAAGCGAAUCUGUGCACCUGGAAGUGUUCAGUGAUUGGCUGCUCCUUCAGUCCUCUGCUGAGAUGGUGAGAGAGGGUGAGACCUUUCUCAUCAGGUGUCAUGGCUGGAGGAACUGGAAUGUCUACAAGGUGAUCUACUACAAGGAUGAUGUAGCUUUCAAGUACAUGUACCAAAGCCCAAACAUCACCAUUACCAGUGCCUCACUUAAUGACAGUGGUACCUAUCACUGUGAUGGCAGAGUUCGGCGCCUGGAAUAUCACUCUGAGAGGCUCAAAAUUACUGUGAUAAAAGCUUACCAAUCCAGGUUUUCCUGGCUCCAAGUUAUUAUUCCAUUGGCAGUGGCCAUGCUGUUUGCUGUGGACACAGGGAUAUUGUUCUCAACCCGGGAGCAGUUCAAAUCAAUCCUGAAGAUUCGGGAGACCAGAAAAAGUGGCCAACACAAGUCCACUCCUCAAAGUAGCUAAUGUCAUUACUAAAGAAACAGUUUGCCCUAGCAAUACAUUACAGCCUACUCAAUAACUUUGCAAAUGUCAAACAUAGUUCACAAUAUGCACAGAGACACCCAUACUCAAAGAUCUGUUUCAUUAAACCAACUGUAACUGGUUAGUGGCUUAUAAUAGAACUCAAUAAACAUUGGUGGGGAAAUGAGUAGCUUCAUAUUAAUGUUUGUAAAUUAGAUGCAUAAUUUAAACAAAAUAAACAUGAAACUACAUAACAAGAUAUUUUUAGAGAUUCAAAACUUUCAGUUCAUUUUCUUUUUGAAGAAAAACCAAUCAGGACCUAGAUUUCAAAUGUCAUCUCUUAACCAUUAUAAGCAUGAGCUGGAAAUGAAUAAAGAUGAGAGGACACUAA
Molecule: messenger RNA, 1173 nt
Organism: Perognathus longimembris pacificus (Pacific pocket mouse)
Lineage: Eukaryota; Metazoa; Chordata; Mammalia; Rodentia; Heteromyidae
Gene: Fcer1a
Product: Fc epsilon receptor Ia
Exons: 5
Coding region: 24-785 (253 amino acids)
Biological process (GO): cell surface receptor signaling pathway
Molecular function (GO): transmembrane signaling receptor activity
Source: RefSeq, a predicted model, not a curated record